AUGAAGCCACAGCAUCGGUUUGUCAGUAAGCGGUGGGUUACAGGUGUCAGCUCGUGUUUGUUCAGCGACGUCGUGACCUCACAAACACCCGUGUCGCCUCACCUGCGUGCCCGGUUAUCUAAAUCAGCCGCCUAUACAUGGCGCCGUUCUCUUCCCGUCGUUCUCCCGAUGACUGCCUCAGCCCCCGGCCUGAACGCCGCCUUUUGA
Molecule: messenger RNA, 207 nt
Organism: Mesocestoides corti
Lineage: Eukaryota; Metazoa; Platyhelminthes; Cestoda; Cyclophyllidea; Mesocestoididae
Source: the annotation of a GenBank genome assembly